This is a messenger RNA of Cylicocyclus nassatus, 1257 nucleotides long. Lineage: Eukaryota; Metazoa; Nematoda; Chromadorea; Rhabditida; Strongylidae. The record is from the annotation of a GenBank genome assembly.
AUGGAGCCGAGCAAAGAAGCUCAAGCGGUGGACGAGCACAUGGACGCUGAGAAUAUGCCGGCAGCCAUCCAAGACCUCAAAAAGAAGGGAGGUGAAGUGGAAAAAGCCAAACAUGCCCCGGCAGUGCAAUCCAAGGCGGACUGGAGUGCUGUUCGAACAAAGCUUGAACAGCUCUGCGUCGGGAUCACCGCGUUUGCAUUCAAAGGACAGGGACGUGGAACCCAAAGGUGUGAUACCACCACAACCGACGACGAGGAUAGGGUUUUCUGGUCACAAAAACCAGGAGUUGAAAGCGGCCUCAUGGCAAUCUCCGGAAACGAAGCUGUAGUACCGGUAAAGAAUGACAAAGACACGCCAAUGAUACUCAAGGAGAAUGAAGAGGUUGGGCACUGGGGUAGCGAAAGAUGGAGAGAAAAGCUGAACGAUUUGAAUCCAUUGGUAAUCGCCCCAAACGCCCUGAAAGCUGUCUUGAAGCUCGCUUACGACACCUGCAUCGACUGGACAGACUUUCUUUGCAACACGGACGCAAUUACGAAACACGCCAAGAUCGAAGGGCAUUCUAUUGAGAGAUCUUACAAUGAAGCAUUACAAGCAUUCCGUCGAGAGAUUGAGGGACAGGCCACGAAGGAGCUACCCACCAAGUCUGGACCAGUUGGAUACGCCACUUUCGAGGGAGGAAGCCCCAUGGAAAGAGAUGGCACUCGAGGAAGAGUGGCAACAAAAGUAGCAACGACGUUCGCUAGACUGCUUGACGUGCUAGAAGAAUGGCGCUCAUACAAAGCCUGGGUAAUAGUGUGGCCAUUGGAUAGUAAUCCAGCCGAUGAUGUUCCGCAGAAGAUGAUGGUAGCGGCGAAGGAAUACCUUGAGGAGGGCGGAAAAAUAGUUACUGCAUGGCCACCGAUAACGUCGAAGAAUCAUGAUUUGUGGCGUGAACUAUCGGGACUAUGGAAGACUUUUGAUGAAACGCUGAUACAGUGCGACAAGGGGAGGCAAGUCUUCACAACCGCGAGCAACUUUGGAAUGAAAGGGAAGCUGUUUAUAGAGGCAGGAGCCCCGGAAGGAGGCGCGCAGUUCUUCAAUAGUUAUGUGGGAACCGCCAUGAAUAAGUAUAUCUACGAAUGUGUCAGAAGGCGAGCAGUGGAUGCUCAUCUGCCCGAACUGGACGUCUACAGACCACGUAUCAGGACAUCGAGGACGAUGUCUCCAAGCGGGGAGGGCAUGUCAGGCCCAUGGCCACUAAAGAGAAGGCCGAUGUAG